Psilocybe cubensis is the source of this 939-nucleotide messenger RNA. RefSeq lists its product as uncharacterized. The transcript is spliced from 4 exons. Gene Ontology annotation, cellular component: peroxisomal membrane. The record is from RefSeq and is a predicted model, not a curated record. Bases 1 to 939 code for a protein of 312 amino acids. Gene Ontology annotation, biological process: peroxisome organization. Lineage: Eukaryota; Fungi; Basidiomycota; Agaricomycetes; Agaricales; Agrocybaceae.
AUGGGGUCAUCUCGACAGACAGAGAGAAAGAGGACUAUUGAUCACCCGGAAGGCGAGGACGCUCAUGGUCGUGUGGCCGGCGGUAUUAUCGAAGAGGAUGAAAUGGAGGUGGAGAAUGACGCGCGCGGGUUCAUGCGCGUGCGGCUUGAUGAGGUGAGGCAGAAGAUGGACGCCGAGGAACAGGCGAGGGAUGUAUUUCGGUGGAAUGGACAGAUUCCAGUUUCGGAGGUUCUCUAUUCCAUCCAUCUUGCAGAGCCUCCGCACUCAAUUCACCCAAACACACGAAGACAUCGCAACAUCCUCCUCGCGCUGCUCCCGACGCUCUCGGAGCAGGUGCUGCGCGCGAUGGAUGUGGAUGCGGUGAAGCGGGAGUUGCAGGCACGGUCGCGGGUGGGUAAAGGGAAUAGGGAGCAGCAGGUGUUGGGGAUUGGGAAUGGGAAUACACCAGCACAAGCACCGGCGAAUAAGAGGAGUGUGUACCCACUUGCACCGUACCCUUCCACUCCACCUCCGCCCCAGCCUCGUCAAACGCCUCCACAACAGGCUCAGGCUCAGCCCCAGCCUCAUCAAACGCUUCACGCACCUGCUCACCAUCACCCACACCAGCGCCCGCACCGUUCACACUCUCGCCGCCCGCACCCGUGUUCGUGCCGCGCGCCGCGUCGUUGCAUUCCGCGUCGUUGUACCCGUUCGCCUGUUUCUUUGCACUCGCCGUACCUUUCGCUUUCAGGGACAGAGUCAGAGUCUAUUUCCAUCUCGCACGACACGCAGGAGAUAUCGUCGUCGUUUGUAUCGGACAACGGGUCUGUGAGUCGUAGUUGGGUCGUUGAGGGUUCGGGUGAGGGUUCCGAACAAGGAGGUGCAGGGGAGAGAGCGCCAUCGCCUGCUUUGAGCUCUGUUUCUGGUGUUUCCCGUUUCGCAUUCGAAUUCGACGGAUGA